AUGGAUGACCACUUCAACCUCCUCGACUCACCCUGCUCGAUGAGACUCAGAGGCAACAACGUUGAGAACCACCGUUACUCAGAGACGGAGAAGGGCGUAAUUACAGUUGAGAAUAUGUUGGAGUCAAUGGCGCUUUCGAGACACCUGUCUGUGGAUCGAUAUGAGCAAGAGCUCGGCUGCGAUAGGGUGGUUAUCAACAUUUCAGGUUUACGCUUCGAAACUCAACAAAAAACUUUCAAUCAGUUCCCCAAAACGUUGCUCGGGGACCCGAGAAAGAGGAUGCGUUACUUUGACCCACUGAGGAACGAGUAUUUCUUCGACAGGAACCGACCCAGCUUUGAUGCCAUUCUCUAUUAUUACCAGUCAGGAGGGCGCAUCAGGAGACCUGUUAACGUGCCCAUUGACAUCUUCUCUGAGGAGAUCAAUUUCUAUCAACUCGGGGAAGAUGCUAUGGAAAAAUUCCGAGAGGAUGAAGGAUUCAUAAAAGAAGAGGAACGUAUUUUACCAGAUAAUGAAUUCCAAAAGCAGGUUUGGCUUUUGUUUGAGUACCCUGAAAGCUCUGGGCCAGCUAGGGGAAUAGCCAUAGUCUCCGUGCUUGUAAUUUUAAUCUCAAUUGUUAUAUUCUGUUUGGAGACCUUGCCUGAGUUUCGGGAUGACAGGGACCCUGUCACUGUGGCAUUUACAGUCAACGGGACAGCCCCCUACCACGUAAAUCCAUUCACCGACCCUUUCUUUGUGAUAGAGACACUUUGCAUAAUAUGGUUCUCUUUUGAGUUGCUGGUCAGGUUCUUCGCGUGCCCCAGCAAAUCCACGUUCUCAAAAAACAUAAUGAACAUCAUCGACAUUGUCGCCAUAUUUCCAUACUUUAUCACGUUGGGGACAGAACUGGCUGAGAAGCAGGGUAAUGGUCAGCAAGCCAUGUCCCUGGCCAUUCUCAGAGUGAUAAGGCUCGUGAGAGUCUUUCGCAUCUUCAAGCUCUCCAGGCACUCUAAGGGGCUACAGAUUUUAGGGCAGACAUUAAAGGCCAGCAUGAGGGAACUUGGACUGUUGAUAUUUUUCCUUUUUAUUGGAGUUGUCCUUUUCUCAAGUGCUGUUUACUUUGCUGAGGCCGAUGACCCGUCAUCCAGUUUUACAAGCAUCCCAGAUGCGUUUUGGUGGGCUGUGGUCACCAUGACUACUGUCGGAUAUGGAGACAUGCACCCUGUGACCAUUGGUGGCAAAAUUGUUGGGUCAUUGUGUGCUAUUGCCGGAGUGUUGACUAUUGCUCUCCCUGUGCCAGUUAUUGUCUCCAACUUCAAUUACUUUUAUCAUAGGGAGACUGAUGGAGAAGAGCACGCACAGUACUUGCAUGUCAGCAGCUGCGAGCACCUACCCUCAGCCACAGAUGAGCUGAAAAGGACUCGUAGCACCUCAUCUCUGAGCAAGUCGGAAUAUAUAGAAGAGGGCAUCAACAGUGGGUAUAAACACCCCAACUUCACCAAUGAGAAUAUCCAAAACUGCGUGAAUAUCAAAAAGAUAUUCACGGAUGUGUAAAUGCUUUCACUUUAUAUGGAGUAUGAUGAUGGAGAGAAUACAGUUGCGAUUACAAUUUUUUUCUAUGAUGGCUAAUCGUGAUGUGGCGGUGCAUACUGUAUCUGUCAGGUGGAGUGUGCACCGCUAUAGUGUACCACACAGGUUCAAACCUACUGUGAUCUUUCGAUUCGUCCUUGAGUCAAAAACAGGUAUUGAUGUUCGGUAGUUCGAUAGGUUGUAGGCCUAAGUGUUGCAUAUUUACCCCCGAAUCGAAACAGAGUUGUUGUUGUGUUUUUUUCAGUGGGAAAGUUCGUUGGCUUAUCAGUGUUCAGUGUUAUUGUCAUGAAUAGCCAUAUAAUCUACAAUGUCUGUAUGAUGUCGCUUUCAUCGGAUGAUGACAUAGGCUAUGCCUGACUGAAUGGGGCAACCUAUGCGUAAUCAAAAUAUAAUGGACAUAACAUAGACUGCACUAUGAGAGCAGACUGAGUAUUGUUUAGGUUUAGGCUCUUAUUGUUAUGAUCUGAUACUAAAGGGAAUUUAGGCCACGUAUUUGUUUUAUUUUUACAAUGUUACUUUUAGAAUUACAGCUUCAAGCCUAUACAAUUUUUUUUUUUUUUUUAAGAAAUGAAAGAAUCAAUACUUUGGAAUGUCAUUGAUAAAAUACCUCCAUAUAAUCUAAAUGUAUCAUUACGCAGUACAUAGGCUAAAAUAUUUUGUAUAGCCUACAGUUGAUAGUGGUACUAAUCCUUGGUAAUCUAUGUAUCUGAUUAAAAUUCGA
Messenger RNA from Coregonus clupeaformis (lake whitefish), 2290 nucleotides. RefSeq names its product potassium voltage-gated channel subfamily A member 3-like. The coding region runs from base 1 to 1533 and encodes 510 amino acids. Gene Ontology annotation, biological process: protein homooligomerization; potassium ion transmembrane transport. Gene Ontology annotation, molecular function: delayed rectifier potassium channel activity; protein binding. Lineage: Eukaryota; Metazoa; Chordata; Actinopteri; Salmoniformes; Salmonidae. Gene Ontology annotation, cellular component: voltage-gated potassium channel complex; membrane. The transcript has a single exon. The record is from RefSeq and is a predicted model, not a curated record.